Colletotrichum chrysophilum is the source of this 819-nucleotide messenger RNA. RefSeq lists its product as uncharacterized. The record is from RefSeq and is a predicted model, not a curated record. Lineage: Eukaryota; Fungi; Ascomycota; Sordariomycetes; Glomerellales; Glomerellaceae. The transcript is spliced from 4 exons. The coding region runs from base 1 to 819 and encodes 272 amino acids.
AUGUCGCCUCCUGAAGGCUAUGUCGUCGACUUUGAGAACCCGCAGCGGCAGAGUGUGCUGGAACACUACCUGGUGUUUGGCAUCUUGGGUCCACUCGCUCUGGUAUGCCUAGUCCAAAGGUUUUACACCAAGUUGGUAUUUUCGGAUGGGCCGAAGAUCGAUGAUGGUGAGCCCGAAAUUACUCUCGCUGCCAACGUAACUCCAACUGAUCGUCAGAAUCCUUUGCCUGCAAAGACUUCUGCUAAGCAAAAGACGUCAGGGUCUUGCGCGAUUGGCGGCUUGGGCCACCACGCUUGGGAAAUGUCCCUUAAUGUCUGGGCCAAGCAGGCUCUCGUCAGCUACAUCGUCGCUCCGAUAUUCAUCUGCGCCAACGGUUCAACGAAAGCCUCGCUAUUCUUCGCGUAUCUCAAGAUCUCCCCUCUCCCAUGGUAUCGCCAAGCCAUCACCGCAGGUAUCGUCAUGGUAUUUUGCUACACCGUCGUGAUUGCGUCGAUGCUCCUGUUUGGCACGUGGCCGAUUCGUGCAAACUGGGAUCCAUAUGUCGAGGUGUCGGAAACCCACAGACCGCUGAACAGCGCGAUGCUUUACAUGGCUAUUGCUACGUCAAACAUUGUGUCCGAUGUUGUUCUCUUUUUGAUCCCUAUUCCAAUGGUGCUGCGUCUUCAGAUGCGCCCCGUUGUCAAGGUUGGUGCGUUGAUCAUGUUUGGAAUCGGAUCCCUGACUGUCACCACAUCCGUUGUUCGCAUGGUUUAUCUCCAAGCCAUGCUCAAAUCCACAGAUCCGGCUUGGGUUGCCGCGCCCGCCAACGUCUGGUCGUGA